CUAGUUUAUACUCGCUGCGUCAGCAAAAAUGAAGCGAAUAUUGAGGAAACCACGGAUGGUUGCUAAACGUGCUGUAAUUUUUAGUCGGUAUAUAAUACAGCAUGUGGUGGUGUUUGCCAUGCCUCAUCUUAUUUGUUUUUGUUAUACGUUUUGUAAGUUUGUCAUUGUAACCUACUGUUUUAUUGUUGUGGUGCUUUUUUAAUCAAGAAUAACAAUGAAUCCAUCUUUUGUUUUAGUCUUAUAAUGUGAAAGCAGUGAGUCAGUGAAGGACGAUGGCAUCUGUUGAUGAGCAUCGUGACACACUUGAUGAGCCGGAAGAAAAAAAGCUGAAACACAAGCAAGUCCUGAAGAGCAGUGGUGUUCAGACUGGAGUCAGUGUUGAUCUGAACGCUCAGAUGGGAGCAACUGUAAAUGCUCCUGUACUCACUGGAAACACCAUCACAUCAGUGACCUUCAACUACAGCACUGCAGGACACGAGCCACAAAAACUCUCAGAGAUGGCAGAGAAACACACUGAAAAACAAGCAGAUUUGAUUCUAAAGGAUUUUUUGAAAACUCACAAAUCCAACAUGAAGGACAAAGCAAAACUUAUUUUUGAGGGCAAAGAAGCAGCAGAUCUCCAGGCUGUUUACACAGAGCUCUUCAUCACAGAGGGAGAUAUGAAGGAGGUUCAUCAGGAACAUGAGAUUCUGAAGAUUGAUGAUGCUUUCAAGAACAAACAAACACAGGACAAACCAAUCAAAUGCAAUGAUAUAUUUACAUUAUUAAGGAAAAACAAUGAGAAGAAGAUUGUUCUGACCAAGGGAGUCGCUGGCAUUGGAAAAACUGUCUCUGUGCACAAGUUCAUCCUGGACUGGGCAGAAGAAAAAGCCAAUCAGGACAUACACUGUGUGUUCCUGCUUCCAUUCAGAGAGAUUAACUGCAUUAAAGACAGAGAGAUCAAUCUCCAUGAGUUUCUGCAGAAAUUUCAUCCUGAACUGGAGGGCCUGGAGAAAACAAAGUUAUAUAAGGAAUGCAGACUAGUGUUUAUAUUUGAUGGACUUGAUGAGAGUCGUCUGGCUUUGAAUUUUAAUUCUACAACAUCACGAGGAGCCAUUGUUGAGAAUAAAUCAUCUGUAGAUAUGCUGUUCACCGGUCUGGUCAAAGGGACUCUGCUUCCAUCAGCUCUGGUCUGGGUGACCUCACGGCCAGCAGCAGCCAAUCAGAUCCCUCCUCGGUAUGUGGGUUUGUUCACUGAGGUGCGAGGAUUCACUGACCCACAGAAGGAGGAGUACUUCAGAAAGAGAAUCACAGAUAAGACUCUGGCCUCCAGAAUCAUCUCACACAUUAAGACGUCUCGUAGUCUCUACAUCAUGUGCCACAUUCCUGUGUUCUGCUGGAUCACAGCCACAGUACUUCAGGAUCUUCUCAUCAACAACAGUGAAGAGAACAUCAGCACAACACUCACUGAAAUGUACAUCCACUUCCUGCUGAUACAGAUGAACAUGAAGAAUCAGAAGUAUGAUGAACAAAAAAAGAGAGAAUAUACAGAGCACUUACAAUUAAACAGAACAAUGAUUUCAAAUUUAGCCAAGCUAGCGUUUGAACAGCUGAAGCAGGAACACGUUGUGUUCUAUGAGAAAGAUCUGAAAGCGUGUGGUAUUGAGGUGAGUAAAGACACUGAGUUCACAGGAAUGAUCGCUGAGAUCUUUAAAAAGGUAUAUGUACUUCAUGAGAAGAAGGUCUUCUGCUUUGUGCAUCUUAGUGUUCAAGAGUUCCUCGCUGCAGUGCAUGUGUUCCUCUGUUACCUGAACAAGAACAUGCAGGAGCUUCAGUUUUUCUUUGAUGAGCCCGAAGAAAAUAUCACAUUACAGGAGCUACUGCAGAAGGCUGUUGAUAAAGCCAGGAAGAGUGAGAGAGGACAUCUGGACCUGUUCCUGCGGUUUCUGAUGGGCAUUACACUGGAAUCCAGUCAAAACCUGCUCCAAGGCCUGAUCCCACACACUGAAGACACCACAGAGAGCAUCAAAAAAAUAAGUGCACACUUAAAACAAAGACAAAAAGAGAAUAUCUCAGAUGAAGCUUCAGUCAACCUAUUCUACUGCUUACUUGAGCUCAAGGAUCGUUCAUUAUAUGAGGAACUCCAGAGAUACCUCAGUUCAGAUGCACAUCCAGGAAGAAAACUCUCAUCUUCAAUGUGUUCAGUGCUGGCCACAGUACUGCUGAUGUCAGAGAAGGUUCUGGAUGAGUUCAACCCAAAGAGGUUCACUUCAUCACGAGCAGGCUUUACAAGACUGGUUCAAGCUGUGAGAAGCUGCAGAAAAGCCCUAUUUGACGGCUGUGGUUUUGAUGAAACAUGCUGUGAAACUGUGUCUUCAGCUCUCCAAUCAUCAAACUCUCAUCUGACAGAGCUGACCCUGGGUGGCAAUAACCUGCAGGAUUCAGGAGUGAAGCUGCUGUAUGAUGGACUGAAGAGUUCACACUGUCAGCUGAACGCACUGAGGCUGUAUGGCUGUAAACUCACUGCUCAGUCUUGUGAGAGUUUGUCAUCAGCUCUACAAUCCUUAAACUCUGUUCUGAGAGAGCUGGACCUGAGUAACAAUGACCUGCAGGAUUCAGGAGUGAAGCUGCUUUCUGAUGGACUGAAAAGUUCACACUGUAAGCUGGAGAUCCUGAGGUUUUCCAUAUGUAGUCUCACUGCUAUGUCUUGUGAGAGUUUGUCAUCAGUUUUACAAUCCUCAAACUCCCGUCUGAGAGAGCUGGACCUGAGUAACAAUGAUCUGCAGGAUUCAGGAGUGAAGCUGCUUUCUGAUGGACUGAGGAGAAACUGUAAGCUGAAGAUACUGAGGUUGUCUGGCUGUAUGGUGACAAAGGAAGGCUGUGAUUAUUUGUCUUCAGCUCGGAGUUCAAACCCCUCACACCUGAGAGAGCUGGAUCUGAGCUACAAUCACCCAGGAGAUUCAGGAGUCAAGCUGCUCUCUGAAAAUCUCAAGAAUCUGGACAAACUCAAUGUGGAUCAUGGAGGAGAAUCCAGAAUUACAGCAGGACUACACAAAUAUUCCCAUCAGCUCACUCUGGAUCCGAACACAGUGAAUAAAGAGCUCCUUCUGUCUGAGAACAACAGAGUGAUUACAAACACUGACACAGAUCAGCCGUAUCCUGAUCUUCCAGACAGAUUUGAUGAUUAUCCUCAGGUGUUGUGUAGAGAGAGUGUGUGUGGACGCAGUUACUGGGAGAUCGAGUGUAGAGGAGGAUAUGUGGAGAUUUCAGUGUCAUAUAAGAGCAUCAGCAGGAAGAGAGGAGGUGGUAAGUAUGUGUUUGGAUGUAAUGAUCAGUCCUGGAGUUUGUUCUGCUCUUCUGACAGUUACUCAUUCAGACACAAUGACAUACACACUAUUCUCUCUGUGAAGCCCAUCAUCAGCAGAAGAGGAGUUAAUGAUGAUAUCUAUAGAAUAGGAGUGUAUGUGGAUCACGGUGCAGGAACUCUGUCCUUCUACAGCAUCUCUGACACAAUGAGCCUCAUCCACACAGAACACACCACAUUCACUCAGCCGCUCUAUCCUGGGUUUACUGUUCAUAGAGGAGCAUCAGUGAAACUGUGUUGAUGAAUCAGAGAGAUUCUACCCAGAAUGCUUUGAGCUGCAUGAUCAAUCAGUGACAGAUGUUAUAGUCUCUUCAUCACAUUAAUAUGAACAUGAAUCAGAAAUCCUCAUCUAGACAGUGUGUGUGUGAGUGUGUGUGUGUGUGUGUGUGAGAUCUGUGUUUCUGGGCUUUUCUCAAACUCACAUCAGUCAUUUGUAUUAUUCAACUCGUCCGCUCAUUAUAGAGACUUUAAGACCUGAAGCGGGUCAGAAAAGCUGAAGAGAGUUAUUAAGAUGCGCGUCACGUUCAGCAGCAGCAGCUUUUAAAGCAAUAGCAGGCAAAUAAACUAAUAACCAGCUGCUGUGAUGUCUAUUAAUCCAAGAACUAAAGAAACAAGAGGAAAUCUAUCACUUUUAUAGCUUUAAGGGGUUCGUCUAUAUUUAAUUUAGAAUUUAGUGUUUGGUAACUCUUCAUUUUCUGUAUAUUUCUGCUGAAGGGCACAGGCAGCUAAAUAUGACAUUUAUUAUAUUGGGUUCAUGUGAAGAUUGUUUAAAGUUCACUUAAAUCAGAAGUAAAGUCUAAUAAAUGUUAAAAUUGAUAUCUCUGUUAUACUGUAAUGCUGAAUGGCUAGUCAAUGGUUAAAUAUUAAGGAGAAAAAACUAUUUUAUAGAGACAUCAGUAUUAUUGAUAUCAGUGAUGCUGUCCUUCAAUCAUAAAAAAGAUGCCAUUAAAGAAAUAUUAAAAAUAUAUGUCUUUAUGUUGUUUGUACAUUGUACAUUUGAAGAUUGAAUGUGAAAUUAUUGCAAUAUAAAAGCAUAUUUAAAAACUUUAAUGUUAGUUGGGAUUAAUUGCGAUUAAUUAAAAAUAAAUGUGUGAUUAAUUAGUUAAUUUUUUUAAUGGAUUGACAGCACUUAUUACUAUCAAACUCAGUCUGAUAUCUGAUCAUUCAUCUGAUUUUCUCUAUUGUUUGUAAUAAAACACAAUGUCAAAUCAUCUUCAGAUCAUAUUUUAUUUGAUGAUGAAUGUGUGAAAUGUCUGAAUGCUGUAUGAAUUAUGAAUAAAAUUAAUGAAUCGACUGAAA
Molecule: messenger RNA, 4642 nt
Organism: Onychostoma macrolepis
Lineage: Eukaryota; Metazoa; Chordata; Actinopteri; Cypriniformes; Cyprinidae
Product: NACHT, LRR and PYD domains-containing protein 12-like
Exons: 11
Coding region: 273-3584 (1103 amino acids)
Molecular function (GO): protein binding
Source: RefSeq, a predicted model, not a curated record